AUGGCCCUCCCAACAACCAUCCCCACUCUCCUCCAAAAAACCGCCGCCUCAACCACCCUAACCCUAACCAACUCCCCAAUCCCAACCCCGACCCCAAACUCCGACGAACACCUCAUCCAAAUUAAAGCCUGCUCACCCUGCUCCGGCGAACUUCUCUGGCCAAAGAACUUCCCCCACCAACCGAACGCCCCCUAA
This is a messenger RNA of Penicillium canescens, 195 nucleotides long. RefSeq lists its product as uncharacterized. The transcript has a single exon. NCBI's taxonomy places the organism in Eukaryota, Fungi, Ascomycota, Eurotiomycetes, Eurotiales, Aspergillaceae. The record is from RefSeq and is a predicted model, not a curated record. Bases 1 to 195 code for a protein of 64 amino acids.